UUCUUCAAAUAUUAUGAUUUUGAAAGAUAUCGUAUCGACUGUUAAUAAUUUAACAAAGAGUAAACGAUUUGAAUUAUUCAAAACUUGGACACCAUCAGUUAUAAACUUUGUUUUGGCAUCAACUUUAUUAACAGUUUAUUUUACUGAAUGGAGAGCAGUAUUGAAACAUAUACCAUCUUACAAGUCUAAAUAUGCAAAUGAACGUAAACAACAAGUGGAAGAAAUUUCAAGCAGCAGUAAUAAGAUGGAACCAUCCAAAAUGAUAAAAGCUGAUUUAAUAACUUUAAACGAAAAAUCAAAGAAAGAAAAAACACUAAGCAUCGAGUCUAAAGAAAAAAUACACGUCACUGGCAUACAAAAUACUAAUGUCAAUGAGUAUUUUCCGAAGGGUACGCCCGAAUAUUUUAUAAAAAACAAUUAA
Chrysoperla carnea is the source of this 421-nucleotide messenger RNA. RefSeq lists its product as uncharacterized. Gene Ontology annotation, biological process: mitochondrial electron transport, ubiquinol to cytochrome c. The coding region runs from base 14 to 421 and encodes 135 amino acids. Lineage: Eukaryota; Metazoa; Arthropoda; Insecta; Neuroptera; Chrysopidae. The record is from RefSeq and is a predicted model, not a curated record. The transcript is spliced from 3 exons.